Hyla sarda is the source of this 2282-nucleotide messenger RNA. Its product is annotated as oocyte zinc finger protein XlCOF22-like. The record is from RefSeq and is a predicted model, not a curated record. The transcript is spliced from 3 exons. Gene Ontology annotation, molecular function: RNA polymerase II cis-regulatory region sequence-specific DNA binding; DNA-binding transcription factor activity. Gene Ontology annotation, biological process: regulation of transcription by RNA polymerase II. Lineage: Eukaryota; Metazoa; Chordata; Amphibia; Anura; Hylidae. Bases 49 to 1662 code for a protein of 537 amino acids.
UGAUGGUAAAACCUUCUUUCCUGUAGAUGUAGAAGAUGCCCUGUUGUCAUGGUUACCGGCCUAGAUAUAAAAAGAUCACUAGAAAGAUCUCUGUACUGUCCAUUCAUAUAUCUGUACAUUGUGAUCAGAUCCCCCUAUGGCCCCUUUCACAUUGCCAUUGCUCCCCGUCAAGAAUGGACAUUAAAGUGCUUUUCAGUCAUGGGAGAAGAUAUGAACAAUAUUUAUGCUGCAGAGACAGAUGUGAGUAGUGAUGAGCAGUAUAAGGAGGACAUUCCUACAGGGAAAGAUCUAAACUAUAUUAAUGCUACACAAAUAAAGGAAGAAGAAGAGACAGAUGUGAGCAGUGAUGAGCAGUAUAAGGAGGACAUUCCUACAGGGAAAAAUCUGAUCUAUAUUAAUGCUACAGAAAAAAAGGAAGAAGAGACAGAUGUGAACAGUGAUGAGCAGAAUAAGAAGGACAUUCCUACCGGGAUCUAUAUUAAUGCUGCAGACCUAAAGGAAGAAGAAGAGACAGAUGUGAGCAGCGAUGAGCAGUAUAAGGAGGACAUUCCUACAGUGAAAGAUCUGACCUAUAUUAAUGCUACAGACAUAAAGGAAGAAGAAGAACCAGACGUGAGUGGUGAUGAGCAGUAUAAGGAGGACAUUCCUAUGGGUAACCACCCAGAUGACUGUACCAGGAGAUCAGAGGAGAAUCUUAUAUCUUCAGAUUAUAAAGCAGAUGAUGAUAUCACACAAGAUACAUAUGAAGAACAUUCCAUUAUCCCAGAUACACCCUCCGCCCUUCACAGCCAAGAUCUCUCAUCUCAUCCUGUUAUACCCAUCCUGUCUUCUGAUCCAUCACAGGCUGGUAAACAGAAUAAAAGCCACAGAAGGGGUGUUAGACAUCGAAAAGCUAAUACAGAGAAGGAGCCAUUUUCUUGUUUAAAAUGUGGUAAAUGUUUUAUUCACAAAUCAAAACUUUUUAGACAUCAAAGAACUCACACAGGAGAGAAGCCAUUUCCAUGUCCAGAAUGUGGGAAAUGUUUUACUUGUAAAAUAAGUCUUGUUGAACAUCAAAAAAUUCACACAGGAGAGAAGCCAUUUUCAUGCCGAGAAUGUGGAAGGUAUUUUACUAAAAAAUCGCAUCUUGUUGACCAUCAAAGAACUCACACAGGGGAGAAGCCAUUUUUGUGCCCAGAAUGUGGGAAAUGUUUUACUUCUCGAGCAACUGUGCUUAAACAUAAAAAAACUCACACAGGGGAGAAGCCAUUUUCAUGCCCAGAAUGUGGAAAGUGUUUUCCUCAAAAAUCACAUCUUGUUGACCAUCAAAGAACUCACACAGGAUUCAAGCCAUUUUCAUGUCCAGAAUGUGGGAAAUGUUUUACUUUUAAAUCAAUUUUGCUUAAACAUAAAAAAACUCACACAGGAGAGAAGCCAUUUUCAUGCCCAGAAUGUGGGAAAGGUUUUAUUUCUCACUCAAAUCUGCUUACACACAAAAAAACUCACACAGGAGAGAAGCCAUUUCCAUGCCCAGAAUGUGGAAAGUGUUUUACUCAAAAAGCACAUCUUGUUAACCAUCAAAGAAUUCACACAGGGGAGAAACCAUUUUCAUGUUCAGAAUGUGGGAAAUGUUUUACUGCUCAAUCAAAUCUGCUUAAACAUAAAAAAAAUCACACAGGGUAGAAGCCAUUUCCAUGCCCGGAAUGUGGGAAAUGUUUUACUUAUAAAAUCAGUUUUCUUGAACAUCAAAGAACUCACACAGGAAAAACAUAAGUGAUUCCUAAUCCUUUCAUGCUCAUUGAUGUAAUAUUACGUCUUGUGAGCAUGAAGGGUGUGGGGGAAGGUUCUAGACUCGAGCCCUUUCCAAACCUUCCUGCUGGCUACUUAACUGUUGAGAUUGACUUAAAAUGUUUAUAAAUUUUUAUCUCCCCCCCCCAUAUCAGAAUUUUGCAAUCAAAAACAAACAUGUUUGAUAUGGCCACAUGCAGAAAUGUCCGAACUAUUAAAAUACAAUGUUACUGAAACCUCACGAUGAACGUUAUAAAGUUAAAUAAAAAGCAAAAGCCAGAAUUGUGUUUUUUAUUUUGUUUGUUUUUUGUCAAAUCACAUGGUCAAAAUACCAAUCAAUUCCAUAAUGGUACCAAUAAGAACUAAAGAUUACAAUAUAAAAAGUUAUAUGGAUCAGAAGAGGGUGAUUUUCAUUAUUUUUCUUUUCAAGUGUUUGAUUUUUUAAAAGAAGUAAAAAAAAAAUUAAAAAAAAACAGAUAACAUGUCCCUUUUACCAAACCGUGAAUGACAUUAAU